GGGGUGGAGCACUGGAGGCUGCACGGACCCCGGAGCCCUUGGGCGGGGCUGCGGACAGAGUGGGGUGGCGUGGCGCAGCGUAUUGAGCUGGCUCUGCAGCAGGUGAGCGGUGAGCCAGGCCAAUGGCGGUGACUGCGGCCCUUUCUGCUGCUGCGGCAGCGGCGGCCCUGUCUGGCCUGGCAGUGCGACUGUCGCGUUGGGCGGCGACACGCAGCUCCUACGGUGCGUUCUGCAAGGGGCUCACGCGCACGCUACUCACCUUCUUCGACCUAGCCUGGCGCCUGCGCGUGAACUUCCCCUACUUCUACAUGGUGGCCUCUGUGAUGCUCAACGUCCGCCUGCAGGUGCGGAUCGAGUGAGCAAACGCCCUCCGCCACGGCGGAGAGGGCCAUCCGCGCCUUCCGCGCCAUCCUGGCGGCCGCAGGAAGGACAGCGGGGCGCACAGUGCCUCCAGACUGCGGCGGUGGGCGCAGGCGGCACGGCCCGGGCCCCUCCAUUUUAGGUCUCUGCGAAAGGCCUGAGAAACCGCAUCCCACACCGCAAAAACCUUCACAACCCAGUCCUUUUCCUCUGCAUCCAGAGAAUCACCAGUCUGGCAAACCUGUUGCCUCCCCAUUGGCCAAAAGCGGGAGAGCCCAAAAGAGGGGAUGCUACUACCACAGGACUUGAUUUACCAGGCUCUGUGUCUGAAGGCAUUGGUCUUCUGGGUGAUGGCUCAGCCCUUCAUUGAACAUUUCAACUCAGAUCCUAGAGGUACCAUUGUUUCUGUAGCAGCACGGCUAGCAGCUGAGUGAAGAGCCUGCCUAGAAGAAGAAGAAGAAGAAGAAGAAGAAGAAGAAGAAGAAGAAGAAGAAGAAGAAGAAGAAGAAGAAGAAGAAGAAGAAGAAGAAGAGCCUUUCUGGUGAGCCCAGAGGGGUGAGGUGGCUCAGGUCACCUGGUCCCUCCACAGAAAAGGGUGGACACUUGGACACUGAUGUCUCCUGGCAACACUGUGAGGGAGAUGUGUUCUUCCACCUCAUGAACUCCAUGGGGCUCAAGGAAGUGCCUGGGGUUUGCCCUUGUUACACAGAGAAGAGAGCUCAGCCUGCCCUGGACCGGCAUUCCUCCACCCUUUCUGCAGUUUCUUCAUGACCUGGCAGGACAUUGGGGUUGGGAGGGAGUGGAGAACUACCAAGGGACCUAGGGAGAAAGAGGGGGCAUGAGAUAGACGAGCUAGGCAUCUGCAUUUCCUUGGGGUGGUCUGGAAGACAGGUGAACAGUUGAUUUCAUAAACAGAGGGGAAGAUUCAAGAAUUUCCUAAAAUGUCUAGUCCCCUACCAGAACCAAGCCCCCCACUUCUCUGGUGCUUGACCAAGGGCUCCUGAGCACUUGUGUGCUAGCAAACUGCAGUGAGGAUGGCAUUGUGGUUUAUAGGGUCAUGACGUCACUGGAAGGUUGAGGAGAUGUGGGCUGAGACCCAUGCUAUGGCCCUGUUUCUCUGUUCCCAGGCUUGCAGGCCUGUCCCUGGCAUCACAUGGGAAACCUCAUCCAGAUAAGCUGGGGACAGCCUGUCCAGGAGUCCCUAUGUAGACUAGAAGUUGUGAUCUCUAAAUGCCCAAGGAUGGCCCAAGGGAUACUUUUACUUCUUAUCCCACACUCCCCCAGCUCCUCUGGCACUGGUAUCUCAAGGUCUAUGCAUUCCAUCCCUGAUACGGAAACCUUCAGCAUGUCAGCCAGCCCCAGGGACAGAGUGGCCCAACUGCCCACUCAGAGUCAGGGACCCAGAUGGAGAUCUCAGUUUGUCUCCCCCAAAGGGUACAAGCUGAAAGGUGGCUGCCACAUGGCCUCUGCUACUCACCAUAGGGCAGGACUGAUGACCUCCUUCUCCCAAGUUUCACCGGUAGUCCACGUAUGUAUGUUGGAAUGUGUGUGUGCGUGUGGGCUUGUAUGUAAAUGUGUGUGAUGGGGGUGGAUCCGUUGGGUAGGGAGAGAAGCUCCUGAGAAUCCCCUGUGUUCCAAGUACAAGAAGGAUCACGUGGACUACUGGGAGAAAUGAGUAUGAGGUCCGAGGCCCCUUCCUCUUAGACCUCACACUACAGGGAAGCCCUUCCCUGGCCAUGCUCAGGCAUGGGCUAUGGUGUGAGAUCAGAGACACUGAUAUUAGGUAGACUUUGGGGCCAGUGGUGUCAGCCAGGACAGGGCAGAGCUAGGACUCAGCAGUGAGUUCAUGUCCCAUUCUGGUCCUGAUUAGUCUGUGGGCUUCUGCUUUCCCAUCCCCUCGNCUACUUUUGGUCUUCCAUGGUGCCCUCGCUGUAUGAUAUCAAGGUACACGCUAUUUGCAGUCUGUACUGCAGGCAGGCAGGCAGUGGAGCUUCAACAAAUUCAGACUUAACCUGGAUGACCUAACAUCCUCAUGUUUACAUUUCCAUGUGCGAUGGGACUCUGCAUGGUCAGCGCUGUCUGGUCAGAGAUGUGAUUUUUNAAGUUGUCACAUGUUGUUUUCUCCCAAAGGUAAAAGAAAAUCUGUCCACCGAA
Messenger RNA from Mus caroli (Ryukyu mouse), 2514 nucleotides. Its product is annotated as small integral membrane protein 10-like protein 2A. Lineage: Eukaryota; Metazoa; Chordata; Mammalia; Rodentia; Muridae. The record is from RefSeq and is a predicted model, not a curated record.